Messenger RNA from Verruconis gallopava, 1654 nucleotides. RefSeq names its product vacuolar protease A. Gene Ontology annotation, cellular component: fungal-type vacuole. NCBI's taxonomy places the organism in Eukaryota, Fungi, Ascomycota, Dothideomycetes, Venturiales, Sympoventuriaceae. Gene Ontology annotation, biological process: proteolysis. Bases 198 to 1394 code for a protein of 398 amino acids. Gene Ontology annotation, molecular function: aspartic-type endopeptidase activity. The transcript has 3 exons. The record is from RefSeq and is a predicted model, not a curated record.
CCGUGUGCGAGGUACCGCUGACCUCACAAGACUCCUCGUGCAUCCACCCCAACCGUCCCCGUCCCCCAAGGCUUCCGCAUCGUCGCAAACAGGCCCAUCCACAUCCCAUCAUCACCCAUCUUGCACGUCUUCUCUCUCAAUAUUUCGUUUCUGUUUUCAUUCCCAUAAUCUACGCUUACUGGUUACAUUGUCUCACUAUGAAAUACUCAUCUGCCGUAGCGGCUGCUGCGCUGCUCGGCUCUGCCAGUGCCGGCGUGCACAAGAUGAAGCUCAAGAAGGUUCCUCUUAGUGAGCAGCUUGAGCAUCACGACAUCGGCCAACAUGCUCGCGCCCUUGGCCAGAAGUACAUGGGCAUUCGCCCUCAGAGUCAUGCGGAAGAGAUGUUCUCGGACACUCGCUACAAGGGCGAAGGAGCUCAUCCCGUUCCCGUCAGCAACUUCUUGAACGCUCAAUACUUCUCCGAGAUCUCUGUCGGAACUCCGCCACAAAACUUUAAAGUUGUCCUCGACACCGGCAGCUCCAACCUCUGGGUUCCAUCCUCGGAGUGUGGCUCGAUUGCGUGCUACCUUCACAGCAAGUACGAUCAUGACAGCUCAUCAACAUACAAGAAGAACGGCUCUGAGUUCGCCAUUCAAUAUGGCUCUGGCUCACUGAGUGGAUAUGUCUCUAGAGAUACCGUGAGAAUUGGUGACUUGACCAUCAAGGACCAACUUUUUGCAGAGGCGACAUCUGAACCGGGCCUUGCUUUUGCCUUCGGCAGGUUCGAUGGCAUCUUAGGCCUUGCCUACGAUACCAUUUCUGUUAACAAAAUCCCACCCCCAUUCUAUAGUAUGAUCGACCAGAAGCUUAUUGACGAGCCUGUUUUCGCAUUCUAUCUCAGCGACACAAAGGAUGGCGAUGACUCUGAGGCUGUCUUUGGCGGAAUCGACAAGUCCCAUUACACUGGUGAUAUCACUUACAUCCCCCUUCGUCGCAAGGCCUACUGGGAGGUUGAUCUCGACGCUAUCACUUUCGGUGACGCCACUGCUGAGAUCGAAAACACUGGUGUUAUCCUUGACACCGGCACCUCCCUUAUUGCACUCCCAUCCACUAUGGCUGAGCUCUUGAAUAAAGAGAUUGGUGCCAAGAAAUCCUUUAACGGCCAAUACACGGUUGAGUGCGAGAAGCGUGAUAGCCUUCCAGACUUGACCUUCACCUUGACUGGUCACAACUUCACUAUCGGCCCCUAUGACUAUAUUCUUGAAGUACAAGGUUCUUGCAUCUCUGCAUUCAUGGGCAUGGACAUCCCUGAACCAGCUGGUCCUCUUGCAAUUCUUGGCGAUGCCUUCCUCCGCAAGUGGUACUCCAUCUAUGACCUUGGAAAGGAUGCUGUUGGUAUUGCCAAAUCUGCGUAGAACCAAUAAGGUGGAAUGUGGAUAUAUGGAUGGUCGGAAGAAUUUGGAUGAUCGCUUUGUGCCAUAGUCACUUUGUUUGCUGAAGAAGGAUAAAGUUGUAUGGGUACGGAUAACGGAGUAAAAUCGAUAAGCUCUCUGGCUCCGUUUCAGUCUUUGAUAGUUCCCUUGUAUCCUAAAUCUGAAUAUUCUCAUAUCCAUAGUGAACCUGUUCUGUUGCUGAAAUCUCACUCGUACACGUAUUCAAGCUUAUCCAAUUCCAC